UACAAUGUAGAAAAUAGUAAAAAUGAAGAAAAACCCUUGAAUGAGUAGGUGUGUCCAAACUUUUGACAGGUACUGUAUGUGACCCCACAAUUUCAACAUUAGUGACAAGUAUUUGCACAAUAUUUUGUUUGUUGCUUUUGUGUGUGGUGGAGGAUUGUUAUCACGUUUCAUCAUUGUCUCAACAUAUUGGUUUUAAGUCUGAUGGACCUAGACAUUGUGACUGACCUAUAGAAGUAUGGUGGAAUAUCACUAGUAAGUUUGUUUUAUUCUCCAGUAGCUGCCUGUACCACAGCACAUCAAGUCUGUGAAUAUCAAACUAACAGCUUCUUCACCCAAAAUGGUGUAUGCAUAUUAUAAGAUGUGUGCAUGAAGUGUAUUAUGUUACACAUCAGAUGUAAUAUUCCUGUUGUCAUUCUGAAAUACAUUGAAGUAGAAACUUAGUGUGGAAUGGAUUAGGUCCGGGAUCUUUUAACCACUGUUAGUAAUGUCAUGAUCUCCCUGGCCAAUCAGAAAUCGAAGACUGACAAAUGCUAUAGUAACACAAAUUGUGCAAUGACUUUUGACAUCCUGGAGUGGUGGACUUCCCGUCUCACGGUAUUUAAGGCUCAGGCGUACAUGCUGUAUGGUCACUGGGUGUGCACCGUGAGUAUCUUGUAGGCACAGCAGGAAAAUAUUAAGGACCUUGAACUUGGAAUCUGAAGAACCCUGCCAUUCACUAGUUCCUGCAACAACAAGCAGCAUCAAGGAUGGAAGCAAGCCUCUGCAAUAUUUCGGACAACAUCACAUCAAAUAGGAGCCUCAUUGAAACCGUUGUACAGUGGACAACAUUCUCCAUUGGUUUUCCUCUGAUCUGUCUGUCAAUUUAUGCCAUGUAUUUCCUGAUCAGAGCUGAUCACAUCGCUCCAGUCUAUGUAAUCAACCUUCUUAUUGCAGAUCUCAUUCAGAUUUCAAUGAGGCCAUUCAUACUGUCUGGUACCUGGCAAUUUAUAGUCAUGUUGAUUGAAUUCUUUGGUAUUAGUGCAAGCAUUGGUUUCAUGGUAUGUGUUGCUCUCGAGAGAUAUCUUGUGAUUGCAUUUCCUCUCUGGUACCGUUUUCGCCGUAACAUCAAAUACUCGCUCAUAAUGUCCUCCAUUAUCUGGCUUUUUCCUUUCAUCCAAAUCUCCAUGUUUUACCUCACACCGACUAUUGAAAUUUCACUUAUUUUGUUUGCAGUUAACCUCCUCAUACCCUUUCCACUGCUUGUAUUCUUCCUAGUGGGCACGUUGAAAGCUCUGUCCGUCUCAAUCUCUGUGCCAGCUGUCGAACAGAGACGGAUUAUUGGUUCCCUGGCCCUUGUGCUGGGCAAUUACACAGUCCUGUUCCUACCCCUCAUCAUACAAUAUCUGAUAUCAGGGGUAACAUGCCAACACAAUGUGGAGAUUGGGACAAUCUUUGAGAGAUUCAGCCCCCUUGUGGAUCCUCUACUCUAUGUGUUCAUGAGAAAGGGAGCUAAGGACACUCUGGCCUUCCCCUGCUUCGACAAGCUCAUGGGUGACGAGGAGCAGAGACAGGUCACAAACACUAUGACCAUGACUGAUAGUGGAGUAGAAGGCUCCAGGUAGGACAGAUCCAGGAUAAUGGACUGUAUUUGUAUGAUUCACUAUGUAUCACUCCUAUCAACUUUGUUAAAAUUAUCGGAUCGAAACGUUGUCAAAAGCGGUGAAUUGGGAGCUUUGACAGUGUGUGGCCUUGUUCUUUUCUUUGUUAAAAUUAUACCAUGCGGGCCUCCCGAGUGGCGCAGUGGUCUUAGGCGUACUACAGACCCGGGUUUGAUUCCAGGCUGUGCCAUAACCGGCCGUGACCGGGAGUCGCAAGGGGCGGCACACAAUUGUCCCAGCAUUGUCCGGGUUAGGAGACGGUUUGGCCAGGGGGGACGGAACGCUGACGUCAGUUGCCAGUGGAUGGUGUUUCCUCCGACACAUUGGUGCAGCUGGCUUCCGGGUUAAACGGGCGGGUGUUAAGGAGUGUGGUUUGUGGAGUGCGGUUUCGGAGGAUGCAUGACUCGACCUUUGCUGCAACUCCCCAACGGGCUCGGGAGAGGCAAUGAGACAAGAUCGCAAUUGGAUAUCACGAAAUUGGGGAGGAAAAAUGUGGUUAAAAUGUUUAAAAAACCUACUUUACUUUUAUUGUUGUUAAAAUGUGAAGAGUACAUGCCUUGCUUUUUAAUAUACAAUGCAUAACAUACUGUAUUGUACACAGCCCUAUUCUUCAUUGCACUAUCUUUGUUGGGCUUGUAUAGCAUCUUUUCAGAAAAAUAUGGACUCCUUUCCUUCAAUAAAUUGAUAAUGUGGAUAUUUGAGAUCACUCUUUCUCCUCUAUUGUUCCCAUUCUCUCCCGGAGUCCCUCUUAAAAGAGGACACCUGAAAGUGGUCAGAGUUGG
Oncorhynchus mykiss (rainbow trout) is the source of this 2419-nucleotide messenger RNA. Its product is annotated as G protein-coupled receptor 4. Gene Ontology annotation, biological process: phospholipase C-activating G protein-coupled receptor signaling pathway; positive regulation of Rho protein signal transduction. Gene Ontology annotation, cellular component: plasma membrane. NCBI's taxonomy places the organism in Eukaryota, Metazoa, Chordata, Actinopteri, Salmoniformes, Salmonidae. The record is from RefSeq and is a predicted model, not a curated record. Gene Ontology annotation, molecular function: G protein-coupled receptor activity.